GACAGAUGGAUAAAAUUAGAACAUUGGUCUCUCUUGACUCUCCUCUUCUGUUUUGACUCUUCUCUUCUCUUCUCUUCUCUUCCCAAUCUACCUACCUACCUAGUAACUAAGAGAUAACUACCUUCUUCUUCUAUCUAUUCUAUAUCAGCCAAAAGCAAUCCCUCUGAAUCCCUAACACUCAACGUUUAACAUUACAAAAUUCCAUCCUUUUCUCCACUUUACAGAUAGAUAGAUAUAAGCCGAAUUAAGACGAAGACUCAUAUCAGCCCCAUCAUAAUAAAAUAGAUUGCAGGAUCCCUACCCUCCACGUUUCUUUCUGACCUUCCACAAGACCAGAUCGAUCCUCCAGAAAUUCAUUCCGUCGAACCACAAAUCAGAGAUUGAUGACAUUAUCAAUCAACUAGCCAAUCACCCAAGCAAGUUAAACCUUUUAUCUCUUGUCCCUCUCCAUUGAGUCUGACAAACGCUCCACCGACUGAAAAGGAAAUUCGCGUCUCCGUUUCUUUUCUAAUUUCACCUGCAAGUCUGCAAUUCUGCAAGUGAUUGCUGCAAUCUUUUGUCAGUGCGUUACCGUUUUUAGAAGCUUUUUGACUGAGCUUGAUCCACCUUCGAGAAGGGGUCCCUGGAAUUUUCUCAAAGACUUUCCUAACGCUCUUUCAUUCCUGUUUGAAGUUAACUACCCUUCCAAUUCCCUUUUCCUCGUGGCACCCAGGCCGUGACCCACUUAAACACCUGCUGUUACUACAAAAGCCGAAGACGUGGAUCAACGCCAUCACUUCCAGACCAGAAUAGCCUGAGAUAGCCCUUACCUUUUCACUCCCUCGAGCCACUCUGCGAUUCGAUCAUAUAACGGUGCUUAUUAGGGACCACUUCAUACUACAAGAGGAAACCUUGAUUUAAUCUGUCAUAAAAUCUCAUCCCGUGUCAAUCUGAAACGAAUAUCGCAAAGAUGGUUGCUUCCUUAGAUUCUGCCCGUCCUAUCAUGGCACCAAGUGUCUCCUCCAAAGCCAAUCGCUUCAGUACGUACAGCCAAGCCAUCUCUGUCGAAACCACCGAUUCUGCUCGAGAAGAAAUCACCGCUAUUGAAGAAGGGUUUGACAAGUUGCACAAUAAGAAGUUGGAGAGUCAGCGUUGUGACCUGACGACUGAGAAGAGAGACAAUAUGGGCAAGCUGGCGUUGGGAGCCAAGUUGGAGAGGGCAUUGGGUCGAAGAAUGGGUAGUCAGGAUGCCGUUAUGCGAAAGAAGUCACCUUCACAAUCAUCUGCCGAAUCGCCUACAUUGUCAAUGAACGAGAAGACCGGUCUCUCCGAGAGUGAAAAGGAGAAUGCCGCAUAAUGGAUGGUGGAUGUUGGAUGUUGGAUGUUGAAUCGGGGAACGAUAUGGCUACUACGUUAGGAGGACGACUAUUGUGUUACGGAUUUUCACUCGGGACAAUUAUGGGCAUCGAUUGGCGUUCCGUUCAUGUUUUGUCUUUUACGUCACCUUAAGCCUAGCUGUUAUACCAUUUCAUUUGAUGGGGGUCGACAACUGUUUUCAAAGCUCUUAUACCACACCAGCGCACGCAUUAGCGAGAGAUGAUGUUUUUAGAUUGGUAUGCAACUUGCUCAUUAUUAGAACAAGUAGACAUAAGGAGUCUAAGGAUGAAAUUAUAACUUGAAUGCUUCCUACAUAUGUUUUAUGUGAACAGAU
Molecule: messenger RNA, 1690 nt
Organism: Botrytis byssoidea
Lineage: Eukaryota; Fungi; Ascomycota; Leotiomycetes; Helotiales; Sclerotiniaceae
Exons: 3
Coding region: 950-1336 (128 amino acids)
Source: RefSeq, a predicted model, not a curated record